Molecule: messenger RNA, 216 nt
Organism: Triticum turgidum subsp. durum (durum wheat)
Lineage: Eukaryota; Viridiplantae; Streptophyta; Magnoliopsida; Poales; Poaceae
Source: the annotation of a GenBank genome assembly
AUGGCGUACGACGGCAUGCAGUUCCGCGACCCUCCCAUGCACCACGACAACGACGAGCAGCAACAUGGAUGGGAGUGGACUGCAUCCCACGUCGUACGUUCACGCAGCAAGCCACCACCCCGCACCCUGCGGUCUGCUCCCUCGCCGGUGGUGGAUCCAAGCUCAUAUGCGCCCAUGCAGUCCACUGCAUCCGUGAAGUUCGGUGAUGUUCUGUAA